AUGUCGUCAAUCAAGACAGUUGCGGUAUUCGGCGCUACCGGUAGCAUCGGACGCUUUGCUCUUCCAGCUCUACUGGAAGCCGGCUUUGAGGUGACCGUUAUCACUUACUCAAUUGUGGGAAAGUCAUUCCCACCACAGGUGAAGAUAGCCAUCACCGACUUCAGUCCACAGUCGCUACACCAAGUGUUGACAGGACAAGACGCCGUGCUGUGUGUCUUGGGUCAUGCUGUAUUUGACAGGCAGAUUGAUGUAAUUGAUGCUGCUGCGAAGGCCGGCGUCAAGAGGUUCAUCCCAAGCGACUUUGGAACUCCCAAAGGGCCCAACGACGUCCCGGAGUACCGCGCUAUCCUGAGGAAAAAGGCACAAGCACAAGCGCUUCUGGAGGAGAAGGCCAAAGAAGACGGCAACUUCACUUGGACUUCGUUCUGGAAUGGUCCUCUUCUGGACCGGUCUAUGGCCCUGUUUCCCGAUUUUGGCUUCGACCUCAAGAACCACUCAGCUACGAUUUACGACUCAGGCAACGAGCCCUUCACAGCUAUGAGCAUCGGAAAGAUUGGCAAGCCCAUCGCUGCAGUCUUCAAGCAUCCCGAGGACACAAAGAACCGAUAUGUCAGGCUUUCUGCUCUCACAACCUCACAGGGAGCAAUCCUCGAGGCGCUGGAGAAAUUGACAAACCAGAAGUGGGAUACUACCACGGUCAGCACUGAUGAAGCCAGGCGGGAAGGCAGGAUCAAGUUGGAAAGAGGUGACUAUAAAGGGGCAUAUGUUGGAUUUCUCGUGGCUCAGCUCUAUCAGGAUGGAGCCGGCAGAUCUGUCCUGGACGGGGCAGAUAAUGAGUUGCUCGAGGUUGAGCCCGAAGAACUGGAUGAGAUUGUCAGCAAGGCGCUUGCUUGGGUUUAG
Molecule: messenger RNA, 900 nt
Organism: Colletotrichum scovillei
Lineage: Eukaryota; Fungi; Ascomycota; Sordariomycetes; Glomerellales; Glomerellaceae
Product: NmrA-like family protein
Exons: 3
Coding region: 1-900 (299 amino acids)
Molecular function (GO): oxidoreductase activity
Source: RefSeq, a predicted model, not a curated record